Messenger RNA from Poeciliopsis prolifica (blackstripe livebearer), 4885 nucleotides. RefSeq names its product tubulin tyrosine ligase-like family, member 11 (gene ttll11). Gene Ontology annotation, biological process: protein polyglutamylation; microtubule cytoskeleton organization. Gene Ontology annotation, molecular function: tubulin-glutamic acid ligase activity; tubulin binding. NCBI's taxonomy places the organism in Eukaryota, Metazoa, Chordata, Actinopteri, Cyprinodontiformes, Poeciliidae. Gene Ontology annotation, cellular component: cilium. The record is from RefSeq and is a predicted model, not a curated record. The transcript has 10 exons. The coding region runs from base 594 to 2816 and encodes 740 amino acids.
GCAUCAGCUGUGGUCAUGAGAACCAGAUGGAGGCUGGGCCACAGGAUGGCAGACAGGCGGCUCCGCUAUCUGCUGCCUCACACACCGUGACGGUAACACGCACGCUGCAGAGCGCUGUUAAAUUAUUGUGACACUUGCUGGUUGAGGGAGCUUCACAGCGGAAGUUUGUCUUUAGUGGAGUCGGGUAGCUUCGCCUGCGGCUUAGAAACGCUGUCAGCUAAAUGAAGUUUAAUAAGCUAACGUUAUAGUCGGCUCUCGUCCAGCAGCUAGCAGUGCUGGCUACAAGUGCCGACCGCCGCCGCCGCCUGUCGCUUUGCUGCGCUCAUAUGGUCAGAAUUAGCUCUGCAGAGAGACAUGCCUUUCUUCGUCGCUCAUAAAUAUAUGGUGACCCACAGAUGAUCCCCGCUAACUCGCGUUGCUGCUUUUCCCACGGAUGUAGGUAACGAAAAUUGAUAGUGUUUAUUUAUUUAUUUAUUUAUUUUUGUGGUCAGUCAAGAUAGCAAUGCGGGCCACAUUGUUUCUGAUCGGCUCCCCGGCUUCGGAUUACUGCACUCCACGGAACUGCUGCGGCGUGAGUUAUCGCGUUUCGCAUAAUGGGUGAUCAUUAUGGAGAUGUCAGGGUUCAGCUCGGGCGGAUGAAAUCACUGGGCGAGGAUGCAGGGAAGGAGGACGUGGAUCCCGACGAAGAGAUGCCCCUGUCUUCUCCCUCCGCCUCACCAGACCCCACCGGCUGCAUCACCGCCGUCCCUGGGACGGAUGCACUGUCCGCCGAUAUUUGCAAGCAGAAGGGGAAAAGAAGCAGCAAGAAUCCUUGUGGGAAACCCUUGCAGGGAUUUCCAGCUCACGCUGUUAAAAACUUCAACAGUCCUCUGUGUGAUCAAACGCUCCACAUCAAGGGGACGGGGAAGAUCCUGCAAGGCAAGUCAGCAGAGAGCAACGGGAAUUACGUCGGCGUCCACGAAUCCAGCAACACGCAGGAACCACGCUGCGAGGAUGAUUUCAAGCUUCCCAGAAAGAGGAGGCCUGUGACGGUGGACACAUCGAAAGCCAAAACCUCCCUGGAAGCCCUGAAGCUGAGCAUCAAGGAGCUGCAGUGGAAAGAGUUUCACACGGGAAGACGUGCAGCAUGUGAUAUCUACUGGCAUGGUGUUUCCUUCCACGACAAUGAAAACAUUGUGUCAGGACAAGUCAACAAGUUUCCAGGGAUGGUGGAGAUGCUGAGGAAGAUCAACCUGAGUAGAGCGGUUCGGACUAUGCAAGAGCUUUUCCCAGAAGAGUAUGACUUUUAUCCGCGCUCCUGGAUCCUGCCAGAAGAGUACCAGCAGUUUUCCACUGAGGUACUGUUGCAGCACCUCCCAAAGAUUCGUAUGGUGAAGGAGAGCGACGCCACGGAGAGCCCGACUUUCAUCGUGAAGCCCGACGGGGGUUCCCAGGGGGAUGGUAUCUACCUGAUCCGUGACCCCGGCGAUCUGAAGCUGGUGGUGGGCGCACAGGCCAAACAAGCGGUGGUUCAAGAAUAUAUCCACAAGCCACUGCUCAUCGACAAGCUCAAAUUCGACAUCCGCCUCUACGUGCUGAUAAAGUCCAUGCAGCCACUGGAGAUCUACAUCGCGAAAGAAGGUCUGACGCGCUUCUGCACUGAACCCUACCAGGAGCCAAGCCAGAAGAAUCUGAGCCGCGUCUUCAUGCACCUGACCAACUACUCGCUCAACGUUCAAAGCGGCAACUAUGUCCACUCAGACAGCCAGAACACGGGCAGCAAGCGGACGCUCUCCAGUGUGCUCUACAGGCUGGCAGCCAAGGGCGUUGACAUCAAACGGGUCUGGUCGGACAUCAUCGCCCUUGUCAUCAAGUCUGUCAUCGCUGUGCUGCCGGACCUUAAAGUCCACUACCAAGCUGAUAUACCGCCUGCUAAGCCAGGACCUACUUGUUUUCAGAUACUGGGCUUCGACAUCCUGCUGAUGAAGAACCUGAAGCCGGUGUUAUUAGAGGUCAACUCCAACCCCAGCAUGAGAAUAGAACAUGAGCAGGAAGUGGCUCCAGGAGUUUUCGAGUACGUUCCCAGUCCCGUAGACGAGCAGGUGAAAGUGGGGGUGAUCAGAGACACGCUGCGCCUCAUGGAUCCCUUCAACAAGAAAUUGACAGCGACUCCUCAACCAAGAGGAGGCGGGUCUGAUCCUCUGGAGGUGAUCCCUGCGGAUGGCGACUCUCUAGACAGGAGUCCAGAUAACGCGGGUAAUCUGCCUCCGCUGUGCUUGAAGCAGGUCUACCCGAAGUACACCAAACAGUUCAGCCACCUGCGGCUGGUGGAGCGAAUCGCCGCUCUCUUCAUACGCUUCCUUGGGGUGAAGGGCAACAUGCGCCUCGGCCCCACUGCCUUCCGAACCUUCAUCAGGACUUGUAAACUGAGCAACAGCAACUUCACCAUGGCCUCAGUGGACAUCUUGUAUAUUGACAUCACACGUCGAUGGUCCUUUGCCCUGGCCGACUCCCGAGAAGCAGGAAUGGGACUGCAGGCGUUCGUGGAAGCCUUUUUCAACCUGGCGGGGCGGCGGUUCAAAUCCCUCACGCUUAGGGAGCAGGUAGUGUCCCUGCUGGACCUGUGCGAGUCUCACCUGGGGCCGCAGUCCGGCGUCGAGGACAGACGCUCUCUGAGCUGCAGCAGGGCGCUGCAGCGGGGCAGCAGGCCCCAGGCACUCUACAUCCCCCACCCUCGGCCCUCCUCUCCGGCCGCGCAGCGGAGGGCCACGAGCCAGGACUGCCGGCCACAUCAAAGACCAAAGCCUCGCACGCUCAGGGCAAACGUGGAGAACUGAUGAGAGGGAACCGGCUGCUCAAAACCCGCUGCAUCGCCUUGAACCCUCUCCACAGGAGCGAGCGAGGAGGGGGGAGAUUAAGGGUCCAUUUCUCCUCCGCAGAGUCUGAGAAGGGCUAGUCGACCCCUGCUGGCUGCCUUGUCGGCGCCCUGCUCUCUGCCUGAUUGCUUUUUUUUUUUUUCUUUUGAGGAGGAAGAUGCCUCAGGGGGGAAACUGAAAUGGUAAUGGAAGCUGGUGGAUUACUCCCUCUCCUCCUUGUGGGAUCACACGUGAACAGUGUGGUCCUGUCAGGAGGAGGAUGUGGCUGCUUUUUAUGUACCGUUUGAUUCUAAAGGGCAGCUACUUGCUUCCCUUCUCUUCUGUCUGACUAUGUCUCCAAUAAAACCUUUAUAGUUUUUUUUUUUUUUCUUUAUGGUUUUUUUCCCCCAGGGAUCAUAGUAGAUACUUUUAUGUAUGUUAAUUCACACAGAUCACACAUAAGUGGUUGUAAGGGAGCAUCCUGUGUAUUAUACACUUCCAUCAUGAUAUCAUUUAAAAUUAAUUUUUUUUGUUUUGUUUUCCAGUAAUUCGUUUAAAUUCUGAAAUAUCAUGUACCUAACAAUAACCCAAAAUGAAGUUUGUCAGAAAAUAAAUUGUAUUGUACUAGCUAUGUCAGGUAAACAUUUACUGUACAUCCAUCACAUGUGUUAAUUUAUUUCAUGAUUCUGUUUGCAUUAGUAACCCCAAACCUCUCUGGGCUUUGCUUAACAACCUCCUUAUUGCUUUAGCACUUUUUCCUCCCACUGAACUUUCCAUGUUAAUAUACUUGGAUAGAGCUGGACCCUUUUUGUCAGAAGUGUCCAAAAAUCACCAAGUUCACAGUGUUGUGGGUCACAAAAAUGAAAAAACUAAAGUCAAAAUGUGCUAUUUAUAUUUCCAAACAUUGAUUGGGAUUUAUGAAUCAUUUGAAACACAAAAUGAGUCUAGGAAUUUUGCCGUGUUACAUGAGUGGCAUACAUAAUAGAUAUUUUAAGUUUUAAUGUAUUUUCAGCAACAGGAGUGUCAUGGCUCACUUUGUCUUCAAAGAAAAAAAAAAACAAAAAAAGCUUGCUGAGUUAAGCUAAGGUUAUUACAUCAGUCACCCAGGUCUUCUUUUGAGUCUGGAUAUUUUUGGGGUUUUUUUUACUUGGUCAUAUGUCAUACUCUGAAUUUGGGUUUUCAUUAGCUGUAAGCCAGGAUGAUCAAAAUAAUCAAGUUCAACAGUUUGAAUUGAAAUACUCAAAGUAUCUUCAGUCAUACACUGAGUUACUGAGAUGCACCUGCAUUAAUGAAUUUGCACAGCAGCUUUGUAUAUGUAUAAUAUUUGCACAGAGGUUGACGAAACGCCGCCCCGGGCUUCUGCGUGCACACACGUUGCGUACGAGUGUGUGUUUAUGCUUGGUACUGUAUUUAUUUGUGUUCAGCUCAGUAGUGAAAAAAAACCUCCUGACAGCAAGUGGCUCAGCUGUUAGUCCUCCAUGAGCCCAUUAGUGACGAGUUAAGUGAAUAAGCUUUCACUUACCCUCUUUCGGUUCAGCAAGCUAUUCCUGUUGGCAGCCUCAGACCUCCCCGUCAGUGACUUUUUAGGUUGAUUACUUUUUAGUGACGUAACUGCCACAGGGCGUGAAUAUUUCAAAAACAAAACGUGGUUGCAUGGCUUAAAAAAUACAUAAAUAAAAAAACACACCAUAUAGUUUCCUAAAGGAGACGUGGGGAACUUUUGCACACUAAAAGUUAUACAGGAAAGCAUGAUGGAUGCCAAGUUUAAAUGUCACUGUUAUAUCAAAACAUUGCAAUGUGUGUUUUCUCACCUUUUGCACCAUUAUUAAGAAUGGAUUUGUCACAUGCAAAUGAAGAAUUAACUAUCUGCAGUGUGGGCAGCUGUGAAAACACAAAGUGGAUUAACCUAAAAGUUUUUGUUUUCUUUUUGCUAUGAAUACUAAACUAGGGCUUGCAUAAUUACAAGUAGAGGGAUAAGGUUUCCUACAGUGUCAACUGUAAACAAGAUGUACUUGCAACACUGGAAAACGUGAAUAAAAUAUUCUGAUUGA